GAAGUCUACUGUCAUCAUAAUACUCUCUCCAAAGUCUUUUGUUCGUUCUUCUUCUGAAUCUUCUCCGGACAAUCCCACAAAAGAUGGCAAGUUAUCAGAAACGCAGUCUCUCUGCAAUAAUUUCAUUACUCUUAAUCUCUCUGACAACAACUCGUCUCCAAGCUAUCUCAAUUACAGAAACCAAUUCAAUUGAAUCCAAUUCUGAUUCCCCAAAUGUUCAUGAACUCUUACCUAAGUUUGGUUUUCCAAAAGGUCUUCUUCCUGAUGGAGUAAAAUCAUAUUCUCUAUCUGAGAAUGGAGAUUUUGAAGUUGAAUUAAAACACCCAUGUUAUGUUCACUUUGAUACCCUUGUUUACUAUGACAAGAAAAUCACUGGAAAAUUGAAAUACGGUGAUAUUGAAAAUAUUUCUGGAAUCCAAGCUAAGAAGUUGUUUUUAUGGGUUACUGUUACUGGAAUGGAAGUUGAUUCUGAUCCUAAUUUUAUUGACUUUCAUGUUGGGAUUUUAUCUGAGAGAUUACCUGCUGAACAGUUCCAGAGUAUUCCAUCUUGCAGCAGGAAAGCUUGCAGGGAAAAUAUUCUUGAUGAUUUGGUAUCUGAGGUUUAGUUAAGCUGGUUUUGGUGAGUGGUGAAUGCUCUAUGCCUCAGCAUUUACCAUUGAAGUUGGUAGAUGCAAUAUGAUUUAGUUUUUUUUUUUUUUAAUGAAAUGGUUCAAAUACUCAAAUUGGUAUGGUUCUAAGGACUAUCAGCCUUCAAAGGCCCUAUCCAUGAGGGAAGGUGGAUGGGAAGUGUUUCUCCUCACCUGCGUGUGAGUUUCAACGAAACCUCCAUGGUAAUAAUGGAUUUUAAAUUUGAUGUAUAGCUCGUGAAAUCCAUUGUUGCGCAUGUUGAAAACACACUUCCACAAAAUGGUUUUUUAUUUUAAAGUUGGCACUAUCUUUUUUUUUUCCCGCUAGAAAAGAGAAUUUAUUGAAUGAAAUCAAACUACAGAGUUUUGGGCAA
Messenger RNA from Papaver somniferum (opium poppy), 1000 nucleotides. RefSeq lists its product as uncharacterized. Bases 84 to 605 code for a protein of 173 amino acids. The transcript has 2 exons. The record is from RefSeq and is a predicted model, not a curated record. Lineage: Eukaryota; Viridiplantae; Streptophyta; Magnoliopsida; Ranunculales; Papaveraceae.